GCGAUUGCUACUUAUUCCAAGCGUCGGCGUCAUAUUGUUAGCGGUUAACGCCAAAUAAUUCUCGUGUGAAUUUUGGCAGCUCUUAUUUUGCCCACACAGAAUAUGAAGAAAGUCAAACCACUAUUGCAUGAUCAUUUAAUAACAAAUCGAGUGAAGCAGUAUUUGGAAGACCACAUUGACGAGACAUAUUUGGAUGUGAAGCAGAUGACCAAAGAGUUGAUGCGCAAAUAUCCCGAGUAUUCGCGUCGCAAAUUUGGACCAUUCAGACAACUGGUGCAUCAAGCUUUUUCCAUUGUUUCCGAAAGCUAUAACUUAGAUAAGGCCAGCAGUUCUGAGGAAGAGGAAUACUAUUUAUCAGACGAACCAGAGACGCCCAACAACAGCGUCAUGAACAAUAUAAUGCAGGGUUUGUACACCCAGAAUCAGUCACAAGUUCGCAGAGCUUCACAAACUCCAAAGCCAAGCAAUGAGCCCAUUGACAUUUCCAGCGGUGAUGAGAACGACGAUGAAUCCAGAAGUCCAUCAAAUGGUGCUGGCAGCUUGGCUGGUGGUGCCACGGUUAUAGCGCCAGUUAAAGCGCUCAAACGACCCAUGGAUCAGAGCCAGACUGCGGCAGCAGUGCUGGCCAAGAAGGGUAAAACAUCUCUAUUUGACUUGCUUGCAGGGGUGCGACAGGAUAACCUAACUGGCGGCAAUAGCGGAGCUAAUCAAAUGCCGUCGAAGAAAUAUGUGGCCAAUCUUGGCAAAGGCAAUUGCGACGCUGGAUCCAGCAAGGAGCCAUCUCAUCAUGGACCCUCGCAUGGCUAUCAACAGCACCAACAGUUUUCACAGCAGCAACAGCAGCAACAACAACAUCAUCAUCAGCAGCAGAUGCGUAUUCGCAAAUACAAAAAGGAAUUGGAUGUGACACGCAUCACAGAGAGUUUCCGUGAUAUUGGUGGCAUGGAUGGUACACUGAAAGAGCUAUGCGAAAUGCUUAUACAUAUCAAAUCACCGGAAUUCUAUUUCCAAUUGGGUUUGCUGCCAUCGCGUGGCCUCCUGCUGCACGGACCGCCGGGCUGUGGCAAAACCUAUUUAGCGCGUGCCAUUGCGGGUCAAUUAAAAAUGCCGUUGCUUGAGGUGCCGGCCACGGAGUUGAUUGGAGGCAUUUCUGGUGAAUCGGAGGAGCGUAUACGUGAUGUCUUCGAGCAGGCAAUUGAUAAUUCGCCAUGUGUGCUCUUCAUUGAUGAAAUCGAUGCCAUUGCGGGCAAUCGUCAGUGGGCAUCCAAGGAUAUGGAGCGACGAAUUGUCUCACAGCUCAUCACCAGCUUGGAUCAGCUAAAGAGUACUGAAUUCGGACAAUCAGUUGUUGUCAUUGCUGCCACAACACGGCCGGACACAUUGGAUCCGGGUCUGCGUCGCAUUGGACGCUUCGACCAUGAAAUCGCCAUACACAUACCAUCGCGCAAAGAACGACGUGAAAUCUUGCGCAUACAGUGCGAGGGUUUGUCCGUUGACCCGAAGCUGAACUAUGAUAAAAUUGCUGAACUAACGCCCGGCUAUGUGGGCGCUGAUCUGUUGGCUUUGGUCUCGCGUGCCGCCACAAUCGCUGUGAAACGACGAUCGAUGAAGAAGUUUCGUGAGCUGCAUGCAGCUAAUGAAAUGAAUAUGACAACGGUGACGCUAGACGACGAUGAGACCGUUGAGCCGGUGCAGGAGAAGCCAGCAGGUGCUGAGAAGCCAGCAGAUGCUGAGAAGCCAGCAGAGGCUGAGAAGCCAGCUGAUGCGGAGAAGACGGGCGGGGAAGCAGAAAAGCCAAAGUCGGAUAAAGAAAAUGCAGAAGCCAUAAAUGGCGAGAAGGCCAAUGAAGAUGAUUCCAUGGAUGUGGACGAGAAGGAAACUGAUGCGUCAGCUGAAAAAGCCGAAUCUGAAACCAAGCAGCAAGUCGAAACGCCAGACAAGUCGCCAGCUGAGCUCGAAGAGUUCUACGAACCAACGUUGGCUGAGUUGACAAAUUUCUUGGACAAUCCGCCAGAGGAAUUUGCCGAUCCGAACUUCUGUCUGACCUUAGAUGAUUUCAUGGCCGCUGUUAAGCUCAUACAACCUUCCGCCAAACGCGAAGGUUUCAUCACUGUGCCGGACACCACAUGGGAGGAUAUUGGCUCGCUGCAUGACAUACGCGAGGAACUGAAGCUAGCUGUGCUGGCGCCCGUAAAGUAUCCCGAUAUGUUAGUACGCCUCGGCCUGGAGGCGCCCUCCGGCGUGCUGCUCUGCGGACCACCAGGCUGUGGCAAGACGCUGUUAGCCAAGGCCAUAGCCAAUGAGGCGGGCAUUAACUUUAUAUCCGUUAAGGGCCCUGAACUCAUGAACAUGUAUGUGGGCGAGAGCGAGCGUGCAGUGCGCGCUUGUUUCCAACGUGCUCGCAACUCGUCGCCCUGUGUGAUCUUCUUUGAUGAGUUCGAUUCGCUGUGCCCCAAGCGGUCGGACGGAGGCGAUGGCAAUAAUUCCGGCACCCGCAUUGUCAAUCAACUGCUCACGGAAAUGGAUGGAGUGGAGGAGCGCAAAGGUGUCUAUAUACUGGCUGCUACCAAUCGACCGGAUAUCAUAGAUCCGGCUAUUUUGCGUCCGGGUCGUUUAGACACCAUACUCUAUGUGGGCUUGCCGCAAGAGCAGGAGCGUGUAGAUAUAUUGAAAGCUACCACGAAGAAUGGCAAGCGUCCAGUGCUGGCGGAUGAUGUGAAUCUGGAGGCGUUGGCUGCCAAAACAGAUGGCUAUACGGGCGCCGAUUUGGCCGGACUGGUCAAACAGGCGUCCAUGUUCGCGCUGCGCCAAUCGCUGAACAGCGGCAACACCACAGUGGACGAUCUGUGCGUGCGCCAACAGCAUUUCGAGGAGGCACUCAAGCAGCUGCGUCCCUCGGUUAGCGAGCAGGAUCGCAAGGUGUAUGAGAAGCUGCGUCAGAAGUAUGCUGCACCGCGUAUGCCUUCUUUUGAGACCAAAUGAAUAUCUCUAUUAGUGACUCA
This is a messenger RNA of Drosophila arizonae, 3002 nucleotides long. It is a transcript of the gene smid, whose product is annotated as nuclear valosin-containing protein-like smid. Gene Ontology annotation, biological process: ribosome biogenesis. Gene Ontology annotation, molecular function: preribosome binding; ATP binding; RNA binding. The record is from RefSeq and is a predicted model, not a curated record. Lineage: Eukaryota; Metazoa; Arthropoda; Insecta; Diptera; Drosophilidae. Gene Ontology annotation, cellular component: nucleus.